AUGUACGUUAAUGAUUUCGUAUCAAGUGCGUAUUUUGCAAGCAUACCUCAUACUCUGCACAUGCACGGUUGGUUGCGUCUAUUCCAGAAACCUGAAACAACAAGUGAUAUAAGUGGUCAAGGACGAAGUGUUUUAUCAUCUUGUGUUAAUCAGUCAACGUCACUCGCAUUAGCACAAACUGACGAAUCACUACAAUUAUCUAAAACACCAACAAUUGUUGAUUCAACAAUUGAUCAAUCCAGUUCAAUAUCAGAUCAGCCAGAUUUUGAACUUCCUCCACCGAUGAGUGAGAUUAGCAGUGCUAUUGCUGAUGCCGCUGCUUCACACUCUACUUCGAUGCAAGAUCCACAGCAAAUUCAAGAGAGCGGCGUAAGUACGGAAGUAGUAAGUGAAAGCGAGAAUGGAGCUAGUGACAAGGAGAAGAGUGCCGAAGAAAUGGCUAGGAUUAAACGACAGUAUGUGCUAAUGGAACUAGUCGAAACUGAACGUGAUUACGUCAAGGAUCUCAGCUCGGUGGUUGAUGGUUAUAUGGCGAAUUUGCAAACGAUGGAUUUACCUGAAGAUCUUGUCGGAAAGGACAAAAUCAUCUUUGCAAAUAUUGCACAGAUUCUCGAUUUUCACAAAACGUUAUUCUUGAAAGAAAUCGAAAAGUGCCUUGACGACUAUGAAGCUGCGGGUAGCGCCUUUGUGAAAUAUGAGCGACGAUUGCAUACAUAUUAUGUGAAGUAUUGUCAGAACAAACCCAAAUCGGAUUAUUUGGUUGGACAAGAAGAUUUUGAACAGUUUUUCGCCGAAACUAAACAAAAGCUUGGUCAUAAGGUUGCGUUAUGUGAUUUGCUUAUCAAACCGGUACAGCGUAUCAUGAAGUAUCAGUUACUGCUCAAAGAUAUUGUCAAAUACACUGAACGAGCUGGUGAUCGUCUUGAUGUUCUCAAAAAAGCUCUUCAGGUGAUGCAUGUAGUACCAAAGGCUUGCGAUGAUAUGAUGCAAGUUGGAAGGCUACAAAAUUUCGAUGGCAAUCUCAGCGCUCAAGGCAAACUUAUAUUCCAGGGUACACUUGCAAUAUCUGAUAACACCCCAUCACAACCAUUCAAAGGCAAAGAUAGGAGGAUCUUUUUGUUUGAGCAGUCUGCAAUAAUUGCGGAUUGUAUAUUACCAAGAAAAGAGUUCGGUAAUCCUACGUAUAUAUUCAAAAAUCAAAUAAUGGUUAACAAGAUGGUCUUAGAAGCCAGUGUACCAGAUGAGCCAUUACGUUUCAUUGUGCGUUCAAAUGACCCAUCCCAGCCGAAUGCGUUCUUGGCACAAGCAAACAGUAUCGAAGAAAAAGAGGAGUGGAUUAAUAAAAUAAAUAGUCAACUUGAUCAGCAAAAAACGCUCCUUGCUGCUUUAGUCGAUCCGAAAAGAUAUCAGAAUCAGUUGGCUGGCGGCGUUAAUGCCAUUUCUAUUGAGGAUGGCUCAUCGGAGAAGAAAAAAGCAAUGUUCUCACGAAUAACAGGCAGUGGCGUUGCUGGCAAGGGAAAAGAUGCCAGCAGUGUUCAAACGAAUGCGCAUCAGCCGCCAUCGUCGUCUACAACAAAUUCUUUAUCUAGUGCACCAGCUCUACAUCAUAAUUCAUCAAAUCCAGUCGCAAUGCAAUCACCAAAACACAAUUCAUCAUCCAAUAAAUCUUCCAAAUUAUUCGGUUUUGGUAAAAAGUCUUCAAAUCCACCAAAUAACAAGUCAACUGCAUCACCACCACCGGUAGGCAAAUUGAAGUGA
Molecule: messenger RNA, 1758 nt
Organism: Anisakis simplex (herring worm)
Lineage: Eukaryota; Metazoa; Nematoda; Chromadorea; Rhabditida; Anisakidae
Source: the annotation of a GenBank genome assembly